Molecule: messenger RNA, 780 nt
Organism: Aspergillus glaucus CBS 516.65
Lineage: Eukaryota; Fungi; Ascomycota; Eurotiomycetes; Eurotiales; Aspergillaceae
Exons: 1
Coding region: 110-520 (136 amino acids)
Source: RefSeq, a predicted model, not a curated record
ACAAAUCCCAUGUUGUUCGGCAGUGAACCGUCUCAUAGAUUUUUAAAGUUUGGUAUCAUUGGAAUAUAGUUCAUGGUAUGUCUCGAUUAACCCAUUUAUUUCGUAUUUGAUGCUAAUGGCAGGGGCAUCAAUUGACAUCCAAAGGAGCAGAGCUGCCUGUACAUCAUACGGCAUUCCAAUUGCCAAUAAUCGAACAUCCCAAACCAACACAAGCGAGACAUGCAUAGAAUUUCGAAUGGUUGGGAAAAUCACAUUUCUAUACAGCCAUCUGCCGACGCCAUUAGACCUCCAAACUUGCCAAAUUCAGGGAUGUCCAGGCCUACCUCCGGUUCCCCUCCCUCUCUCUUCCCUCUAUCUCCCCUUUAUUGUACCCCUUUUUUCUUUUUUCUUUUUUCUUUUUUUUCUUCUUUCUUGUUCGCGUUCUUGCUGUUCUUUUCAAACCAAUACACUCGAUUUGCUGGUUGACAGCCAUGAAAACCCAAGCAGCCCCCCGCGCGGGGGGCUACCUGUAUUUAGAUGAUAGAUGGUAGUUCAGCUAGGUGACAGACAGCUCCGAUCUGCCCGUCGUAUGUCUCGCAUUGGGACCAGGGCUUUUCCGCUUCCGAGACUCCAAGAUGAAAUGGGGAAGCUUCGGGGCAGCGGUGCCAAUUCUCCGUAUUACCGUACGAGGCCCAUAUGACAGCCGUGAGCCGUAGAGACAGUAUCGCGCAGUAGGGAAUGUACGUAUUAUUGAAUCUGCUUACUAGAACUAACUAAGAGUGUUCCAUCGCCGUACGAUAA